Molecule: messenger RNA, 1720 nt
Organism: Trematosphaeria pertusa
Lineage: Eukaryota; Fungi; Ascomycota; Dothideomycetes; Pleosporales; Trematosphaeriaceae
Exons: 1
Coding region: 296-1351 (351 amino acids)
Source: RefSeq, a predicted model, not a curated record
GCUCGCAGCUUCGACCUCUUCAACCUCUUCUUCAAGCCUGGCACUCUCCGCUUCUGCCUCGAUUCCUCCCAGAAGGCAGCCCUUGGCCCCGACGUGCCAGUCUGCGUCCAUAUUCCUGCCUCCGAGUCUGCCAAAUCGUCCCGCCAUGGCUACGCAGUCGUCACGACCCCUGCCGGCGCGCAACAACCUCGGCCCCGCCUCGAGAUGAAAAGCCCAUCUCUAUCCACAUGCGCUCAAUUCCUUCCGUCCCAACUCAGGAUCUGACAACACCAAUUGGCCCGCCCUUCCUCCCGCCAUGGCCGCAACAACGAAUCCUCUCCAUGGCACCCACGCCGCCGAAAGCCCCACCGUCUCCGAGCAGACCUUCACCAUCGCCGGCAUCCUCGUCACCGUCCACGGCCUCGCCGAACUCCCUCCCUCCACAUCCUCCGUCGCCUGCCUAUGGCUUCUGCACCCGCGCCUGCAGAAGAAAGAGACAAUGGCACCCAUAGCCGCCCAGGUAGUCCAAGCGUGGAACAAGCGCAUCGCCCACGGCCACGCAGGCAAGACCCCGAAAGGCUUCAUCGCCGUCUCCUUCGAUCAGCGAAACCAUGGCACGCGUAUGGUGGAUAAACUACACAACCAGGCGUGGCGCGAAGGCAAUCCACGGCAUGCGCAGGACAUGUUUAGCUGCUUCCAUGGCACCGCGACCGACACGUCGCACCUGAUAAGCCAUCUCGAAUCGUACAUCUUCACCUCUGCAGACGGGCCGAAGAUCACACAGCAUCUGUGUCUCGGCAUCUCAUUGGGCGGGCAUGCGGCAUGGCACUGUGUCCUCGCGGAUCCGCGGAUCUCCGCUGCUGUGAUCGGCAUCGGGUGUCCGGAUUACACCAGGUUAAUGACGGAUCGUGCGCGCUUGUCAAAACUGAAAUCAUACACAUCUACUACGCCUCCCGGUUCCUCUUUCCUCGGCUCGCCAGACUUCCCCCAAGCGCUUCUGGAUGCCAUCGCCAGGUACGAUCCAGCUGGUCUUCUUCUACCAGGCCAAUUCAACCCCACUGGUCCCGACCCCGAAGUUGGAAAGGCGAAACUCGAUCGCUUUAAAGUGCUGCUCCGGGAACGACUACAUGAGAAGCACAUCUUGAACUUGAGCGGAAGAGACGAUAAAUUAGUACCGUAUGCGGCGGGUGAGUCCUUCCUGAAGGUGUUCAAGCAAGUGCUGGAAGAGGAUCCAGGCUUGCAUAUCAGUUUUGAGGACGUGUUGUUCGAUGGAGUGGGCCAUGCGUUUCCGAAAGCCAUGGCGGACAAGGCUACGGAUUGGAUCUGUCAUCUGUUGGCGAAAGAGGAGGUGCAGGUCACAAGUAAGAUAUAGCGAAGCGCAAUAGAAUGAGGACGAAGCCUUUUCUUUUUAGCGGGUAUUGUGCAGCUAAUGCUACAGAAUACGAUUGCGCCCAAAGCAGGUUCCGCAGGGUAUACAACGCCGAAAAUGCAAGCCGAAGCCUAUGGCGAACCCGCAAAACCAUGCCCAUCCCUCACGAGUCUCUUUUCAAUCCAUCCCAGGCGACGGAGUCCCAUCGAGACCAUCCGCCUCCGCACUACUUGCCCUUCCCAUCCCCACUCCGCAACCUCAACCCGAUGUUCUUCUCCUUCUGCGCCUCCUUCUCAAUCUCCUCCUGCGCCGCUGAGACGCGCCUCGUCUGCCUCACCCCAGCCGCGGGCUGACUCGGCGUCGGAGUUGGCA